AUGGAUGCAAUAACAGAAUCGCCUGGGCGAUAUCGGCCUGUGUCGCAUAAAUACGAUACGAUAGACGGAAGAUAUAAGUUUUUUGAGACGACUCGUGCUCAUCGGAUGCAAACAUACUAUCCAUUGAUACAACUUGGUCAUUCCUCUUAUUCAUCUGCACGACACAAGAUCACUAGUCAGAAAUCACAACCUUCGACCGGAAGUGAAAUGGAUAUUAGUCAACUUGAAGCUGAUUCAGAUAGCAAGAAGGUAACAAUUAACGAUUUGUCGAAUGAUAUAUUGUUGACAAUAUUUGCUUAUUGCCAUCCAAUUGAUUUGGUCCACUGUUUCUCUUUGGUUUGUCACCGUUGGAAUUAUCUGGCGAAUCAUUCUGCUUUUUUCACCGAAGUUCGGGUGUUAAUUAACGAUAUUUCGUUGAAAUAUGGCAGUGUGAAAAAAUUCUUCCGUAGAACCUCACAGUGUCUUCGAAAAUUGUGUAUUGAUUGUUCUAUGCCAUUGCCAUCCUCCAAAGUGAACGCAUUAUUCGAAAUUUGUUUUCCUAAUGUAAUCCAUCUCGAUAUUGGCUCUUUUAAGGAAAUGAAUACUACAUUGUUGAAAAAAUUGUCAAGUAGUUUCCCGAAUGUUAAAACAUUGCAUAUGGAAAGAGUGGGAAAGAGUCCAAAGUGUGAUAAUGCAGACGAAUGGAGAAAUACGUUGGAAAUGUUAUUCGAAGAUGAAAGCAUUUUUCCGAAGGUGCAGAAUUUUUUCUUUGGUGACGUAAGGGCAUACUGUCAGGAAAGUAAUCCAAAAUUGCCGGCUUGUAAACGUCCGCUGAAUUUAUUACAUAUUUACGACGGAGUAGCUGAGACUGAUUUCAGCAAGAUUACAACCUCUCCGUGGAGGUCUACUCUUACCGAGCUUCAUCUCGGAUCUUAUAUUAGAAAUGAACACAUUGAAUACAUUGGUCUUUUGCAUAAUUUGAAAGUAUUUUCAUGGGGUUUGAGCCUCUACACUUUUGAUGAAGAGUUUGCGCAUAUAAAGAAAUUGUACAAUUUGGAGGAGUUACGGGUAUGGUUUGGCGGACAAGAUUGUAAUGUUUCGCCCGAUGGGUUAAUUGAAUUAUUCACUUUGCCAGAGAAGGAACCUGAAAAAUCAUUCCCAUACAAACUUAGGCAUUUAGUAAUGUCGAAUUACUUGGAAGGCACAGUCGAUCUGUUUAGAGUCAUUGAUCGGAAUUGUCCAAAUUUGAAAACACUGGGUUUGCCAUUCAAUGAAUAUUUAACGUUCAAUGAUGGAGUUAUGCCUUUCAUUGUUAGUAAUUUCAAGCAUUUAGUUUUUCUGGAUCUAAGCAAUUUCGGGGAUUGUUAUAAAGACGAAGUCUGGAAUAAUCUAGAUGACAAUGAUUUGCCGGAUUUGCGUCUUCUCAUACUUCAUACGAAUGAAGUUAAUAUUGAAAAUCUGCAACGCUUGAAUUUGAAACGACCUAAACUAUUAAUUUCAACCAAACGGAAUCAUUUUAUUAAUUGGACCGAAACUGAGAAUGGUUGUGUUUUCCACGAUUCCUUUGAUGGUGAUAUUAGAGCGAUAGAGAAUGAUUUGCGUCAGAUUGAUGGGUUGCGUGAUUUUACAAUAAAUUCGGGAUUAUCCAUCUGUGACAAUGUUGAUAUGAACAUUUUGGCACGUUCAUCAUCAGUUGAUUUCUACACCGACCACAGAAUAUUGCCAUUCACCAGUGACCAUUCUAUUUGA
Molecule: messenger RNA, 1728 nt
Organism: Brugia malayi
Lineage: Eukaryota; Metazoa; Nematoda; Chromadorea; Rhabditida; Onchocercidae
Exons: 13
Coding region: 1-1728 (575 amino acids)
Molecular function (GO): protein binding
Source: RefSeq, a predicted model, not a curated record